UGGCCUCGUCACGUGACAGGCUCAGCCUCGCUUCAACUAUGGAGCCGGAAGGGGGGACCCCUUUGUGGCAGCUGCAGAAACUGCCGGCCGAACGGGGUCUGCAGCUUCUUCACAAAAUAAUUGAUGGCAUUUGUGGCCGGCCUUAUCCUCUCUACCAGGAUUACCACAGUGUUUGGGAUUCAACAGAAUGGACACACGUUCUAGAAGAUAUUACCACAUUUUUCAAAGCUAUUGUGGGUAAAAAUUUAUCUGAUGAAGAGGUAUCACAGCAGUUGAAUCAGUUGAAUUCAUUUCAUCAAGAAGCUAUCAUGAAAUGCUUAAAAAGUAGAAAAGAUGAAAUCAAACAUGCUCUUUUAAGAGAAAUAGUUGAUAUUUCCUCUGCACAGCUUCAGGAUUUUGAUUGGCAGCUAAAGCUUGCACUUUCUAGUGACAAGAUUGCUACGUUACAAAUGCCACUUUUAAACCUUCAUCUAGAUGUAAAAGAAAAUGGUGAAGUCAAACCAUAUUCUGUUGAAAUGAGUAAAGAAGAGCUACAGAAUCUAAUAAAUUCCUUGGAAGCAGCUAAUAAGGUGGUCCUGCAGUUGAAAUAA
Orycteropus afer afer is the source of this 590-nucleotide messenger RNA. RefSeq names its product COMM domain containing 8 (gene COMMD8). The record is from RefSeq and is a predicted model, not a curated record. NCBI's taxonomy places the organism in Eukaryota, Metazoa, Chordata, Mammalia, Tubulidentata, Orycteropodidae.